CCGAGCCCAGCGGACAUCGAAGCUCCUCCUUCUGCCACAGAUCGCCGAGAUCCCCCCUACGUGUGUGUGUUUGUGUGUAGAGACAGCAAAUCUUUGCAGCAGUUUAAAUAGCGUUCAGUUGAGCGUUCCGCAUUCGACGAUCAGUUAAGUUCGAAGGCGCGCGGCAUACCAGUUGCAGUUUUCACUUCAGUUUCGGAUCGCUCGUGUCGUGUCGUGUUCGCUCGCUCGCUCGCUCGUCUGUGUCGAGGUAGGACAAGCAAUCCACUACAACGGCUACAGCGGUGCAACGCAUUCUGAAACUGUUGAUGCAACGCCAGCAGAAACUGCUGCGCCAAUUGUUCCAACUGACUGCAUUGGCAAGACGUUAAGCAUACGCACCGGUGUACAGCGACACACAACAGAUACUCGAGUGACAAGUGCGACAAGUGACGAGUGUUGAGUGCAAAGUGGAGGUUAGUUCAAGGAGCCUUCAAGGCGGGCCAUCAACAAGCUCCAUCCUGGGUAAUCUGUGGUUAAUCGUGAAAGAUUACCUCUUUGCCAAAAUGGGUCCUCCGAAUGUGACGGCCUCCGUGCACGGCAGCGAGCUGCCACCGAAGACCACGGAGCGCAGCGAUGCGCCCGUGGAGCUCACCGGCUACCGGAAGUGGCUCAGCGACAAUCUAAUGCUGCUGGUGACGCUCUCUGGAGUGCUGCUCGGAGUCAUCAUGGGCCUCUCGCUGCGUCCGUUGCAUCUCCAUGGGGACUCCAUCAUGCUGAUCUCGUACCCAGGAGAGCUCUUCAUGCGCGUGCUCAAGCUGAUGAUUCUGCCGCUGGUCAUCUCCAGUCUGAUUGCCGGCUCGGCCAGCCUCAAUGCCAAGAUGAACGGCAAGAUCGCCCUGCGGACGCUCGUCUAUUUCGCCAGCACCUCCUUCUUCAAUGCCGCCUUGGGCAUUGCCCUCGUGCUGCUCAUUCAUCCUGGAAACCCGGAUAUGCAUAAUAACGAUGACCGUUCCACGGACAAGCGGACUGUGAAUCUUCUGGACAGCCUCCUGGAUUUGGGCAGAAAUAUAUUCCCGGACAACCUGUUCCAGGCAUCGAUCCAGCAGGCCCACACCGUCUACCUGCCCAAGCCGAGCAUCCUGCACGCCUUCAACGAGACGCUGAACGACACGGCCAUCCUGCUGUCCGGCGGCGUGGAGGCGCAACGCCAGGCCGAGGACUUGGAUGAAGUGGUGCUCGUGCGGGACGUGCAGUACCGCAGCGGAACGAACACGCUGGGCAUUGUGUUCUUCUGCCUGGUGUUUGGCACCUUCCUGGGCACCAUUGGCCAGAAGGGGCAGGUCGUUGUGGACUUUUUCGCAGCCAUUUUCGAGGUGAUCAUGAAGAUGGUGACGUGCGUGAUGUGGCUGACGCCGGUGGGUAUUAGCUCGGUGAUUGCUGGCAAGAUCCUAAGCGUCGACGACCUGGGCCUGGUGAUGGCGCAGCUCAUCUGGUUCAUCUUUACGGUGGCCAUCGGCGUGUUCCUCUACCAGUUCGUGGUGAUGCAGGCCAUCUACUUCGUGUUCGUGCGCCGCAAUCCCUUCAAGUUCUACGCGGGCCUCAUCCAGGCCAUGCUCACCGCCUUUGCCACCGCCUCAACCGCUGCUGCCCUGCCCAUCACAUUCCGCUGCAUGAACGAGAAGCUGCGCGUGGACCCGCGCAUCACCCGCUUCGUUCUGCCCAUUGGCUGCAACAUCAACAUGGACGGAACUGCGCUCUACAUCGCCGUGGCCUCGAUCUUCAUCGCCCAGAUGAGCGGCAUGGUGCUGGGCUUCGGGGAGCUGCUCACCGUGCUGCUGACCUCCACGGCGGCAUCCAUGAGCUCUGCGAGUGUGCCGAGCGCUGCUCUGGUGCUGCUCCUGGUGGUGCUCACCGCCAUCGAUGCUCCUGUUCAGGAUGUGACGCUGCUCUUUGCCGUCGACUGGUUUGUCGAUCGGAUUCGUACCACCAACAACAUGCUAGGGGACUGCUACACCGCCGCCAUCGUUGAGGAGUUGUCGCGCAAGGAGCUAAUGGCGCUGGAUGCGGCCGCCGUCAAUUAUCAGGACAUGCCCGCUGGCACACCAAAUGGACACAGCGAGGGCAUGCUCGAGGGACAGACCGAACUGAUCACCGACUCUGUGGUGGUGGACAUGAGUGCUGUGAUGAAUAAUGUGAGCCUGCAGCAGGAGCACAGCAAUCGCAGGGUCUAGGCAAGCCACCAACAGAUGAAACCCCGCCGCCAGUUCGUCAGUCGUGAGAGUUCCACCACCAACAGAAGAAGCAGACAAACAGCACCACCAAUAGACCAAAUAGUGUUCCCCCUGCAAAGCAAUAAUCUGAACAACCACCAAAUACAUCAGAUAAAGAUAUGAAUAUCGAUCUGUGAGACUGUCGCAUGAGUGACGAACACCCGGAAACCCACCCGAUAUUAUGUAGAAUUUAUUCCUCUUUUAUGGACUCGAAGAGAACUCGAACAUUGAGGCGCUGCUCCUCCAAAACAACACACACAUACAGCAUAUAUAUACAUAUAUAUCGGAUAUAUACUCUCACUUAGUAGUCAUACAAAUACAAAAUAUAUUUAUCACACGCAGCAGCACAUAACAUUCGGACUAGCAGAGGAGGCGAACGAUUUCUCUAUGGGUAUUAUUUUGUAAGGCCAUCAUCGAUUUGUGAACUGAUUUCUGUGUUACUUUGUUGUUGCUUAUUUCUACGAUUUAAUAUCUAUACUAAUAUUGUGUGAGUGUCAUAGAUGUGUGUCGAAUGCGAAGGUUGUACUACAAGAAGGAAGCUGGAUCCUAGGUUUAGUUCUAGUUUUAGUUGUCACUUUGUUGAUCUGCUGACGAUCCCCCGAUCCCAUUCACCAUUCACUGACUUUUCGUUAUACCCAAGUCCACGUUUAGCAAUUACCAAUUACCGAUUAUCACACAUGCAUUCGUAGACUGAUAGCAGACGUAGUUCAAUAGCGAUAGCGAUAA
Messenger RNA from Drosophila subobscura, 2975 nucleotides. RefSeq names its product excitatory amino acid transporter (gene Eaat2). Gene Ontology annotation, biological process: L-glutamate transmembrane transport. The transcript has 8 exons. NCBI's taxonomy places the organism in Eukaryota, Metazoa, Arthropoda, Insecta, Diptera, Drosophilidae. Bases 543 to 2210 code for a protein of 555 amino acids. Gene Ontology annotation, cellular component: plasma membrane. The record is from RefSeq and is a predicted model, not a curated record. Gene Ontology annotation, molecular function: neutral L-amino acid transmembrane transporter activity; L-glutamate transmembrane transporter activity; glutamate:sodium symporter activity.